Messenger RNA from Neodiprion fabricii, 3149 nucleotides. RefSeq names its product origin recognition complex subunit 1-like (gene Orc1). The transcript has 6 exons. The record is from RefSeq and is a predicted model, not a curated record. Gene Ontology annotation, cellular component: nuclear origin of replication recognition complex. Gene Ontology annotation, biological process: DNA replication initiation; mitotic DNA replication checkpoint signaling. The coding region runs from base 449 to 2890 and encodes 813 amino acids. Lineage: Eukaryota; Metazoa; Arthropoda; Insecta; Hymenoptera; Diprionidae. Gene Ontology annotation, molecular function: ATP hydrolysis activity; ATP binding; DNA replication origin binding.
AUCUAGGCCAGAUAAACAUCGAACUCCUUCCAAAAAUGAUAUUAACAACGAAGUAAUAGAAAGUACUCCAAUUAAAAGCGAGUUAAAUUGUACACUGCGAAAACGUCGAGCUUCUAGUGAUAGUAACAGCGGAGAAAGCUUAGAACCAAGAAGUCGAAGCAGCUCACCCGAAAUUUUGUCAGUCGGCCCUCCAGCAACUUACAAGCUUUGUCAGUUAAGUGGACAUAAUUUCAUAAUAAAGACACCAAUCGAUAUUCAGAGAAAGGAGACAAAAAACUUAAACGACUUAGAUAUAUCGAACUUACUGUUGUCCGAUGAUUCCGAUAAUGAACCAAUAAUUGACAAAAUUAAAAGAACCGACUCAAAAAUUGUAGCAAGAUCAAAAUCAGGUGACACUGGCUUUGAACUAUUGCAUACACCAAUAAAAAAUGUUGAAUUAUUGGACAAAAUGAAUGAGAAUACUCAAUUAGAGACUCCUAAAAGUGCACGACGCAAUUUGUCGCAGUGUUUGGAGAAUGGAAAUGGUUGUGACGCACGCAAAGACUUACUCUUGAAAAAAAUGGCUGAAAAACGCGAAGAUGCUUCGUUACGAAUAAAGCUCUGUAGAUCAUCUGAACGGAGUAACUAUAGAAUAGAUUCUGAUUCAGAUGGCAGCGUUAACAAUAAAACGAGAAUACGAAAUAUUCCAUGUACUCCAAAAAGUAUAUUAAAAGUUAGUUCUAGAAGACCAAACACACCAAGUGUUCACUUUGAUAAUCAUCCUGAGAUAAACGAAUAUUCACCAAUCUCUAAUCUAACUGAAAAAUUGACUAGAGUAGAAAUAAAAUUAGAGCGUGUUGAGAUCAAAAAUAUUAGAAAAUUAAAUUCUAAAUAUUCGGAUGGCUGCACUGUUGAUUCUCCGCCACGCAAAACAGCUGGAACCAUCAGCAAAGGUCAUAAAACUGUUCACUGCGAUGAAGAUGAUGAUGAUAAUAUUCUUGUCAAAAAUUCUCCUAGCAACAAAACAGCAUACCCAAGAUCUACAGAUGACAAUAAAGUCAUUCGUGUGUCUACAAGAUCAAAUGAAACUCCCACGAAACGCAGUCAUAAAAGUAGUAAUUCGAGCGAAAAUAACGACGAUCCAGAUUUUGCUAGAGUGACUCCUAGACGUAGAACGAAGAGUUUAAAAUAUUCGGAUCAUUAUGUCAAAGAUAGUCCGUCAACAAAAAAAACAAAAUCUCCCAGCAAACGUAUUUGUAAAAAUAUUAAUUAUAACGAAGAGACAAAUAAUGAUGCUACAAAUUUAAAUGAAGAGAUGAACCGUACAAUGGACAAAAUGGAGUGGAGUGAUAGUGAAGUUGUUGAAUCUAAUGAAGAAAAUUAUCCCAACGGAACAUUAAGAAAGACUACAUGCUCAAAAUAUCUUAUCAUCGAAGACAACAAUAAAAGUAGAAAUGUUGCUAAUGAUCAUGGAAUUUUAACCGAUAAACAGAAAUCAUUGAAGCUGGUAUCAAAAGAAAACAAUGACAAGACUAGUAUUGCCACAAUCAAAAAUGAAGAUCUUGCAUUGACGCGAACACCCAGGAGAUCUAGAAGAACUCUGAGUACUCAAGAUGAUGUAUCGACUCCCAAUCGAAGAAACGGGAAAUUAGGCUAUAAAGAAAUUGAACCAAACAGGCCAAGGCGAAGCGUCACUGCACCAAAACUUCAAACACCUUCAAAAUCUGUAAAAACUGGUUUACUAACGCCAUCUAUGCAACAACGCAACAUAUGCAUUUCCCAGCCCUCGACGCCUCUGCAGGAAGCCAGAGCCCGUUUACACGUCAGUGCUAUUCCCAAGUCUCUGCCGUGCAGGGAAGAAGAGUUCAAUAACAUUUAUACAUUUCUAGAAGGAAAACUGACGGACAAUAGUGGAGGUUGCCUCUACAUAAGUGGUGUACCUGGCGCAGGCAAAACAGCGACCGUAAAUGAAGUAAUACGAUGUUUGAAAAAAUCAGUGUCCAAAAAUAAACUUGAUCGUUUCGAAUUCAUUGCAAUUAACGGUAUGAAGUUAACUGAGCCAAGGCAAGCUUACGUCGAGAUUUUGAAGCAAUUGACAGGAAAGAAAGCUACAUGGGAACAAGCUCAUGAGCUUCUUGACAAGAGAUUCACAAGGGCUGCGCCAAGGAGGCUCAUGACUUUACUGCUCAUCGAUGAGCUUGAUAUUUUGUGCAACAAACGGCAAGACGUAGUCUACAACUUGUUAGAUUGGCCUGCUAAAUCGACUGCUCAGCUUGUAGUAAUUACAAUUGCCAAUACCAUGGAUUUGCCUGAAAGAGUUUUAAUGGGACGUGUCACAUCUCGAUUGGGUCUUACCCGAUUGACAUUUCAACCCUAUACUCACAAACAGCUACAGGAAAUAGUUGUUACUAGAUUAAAUGAUUCAAAUGCGUUCAAAAGUGAAGCCAUACAAUUAGUCGCUCGGAAAGUAGCUGCUGUAUCUGGUGAUGCACGAAGGGCGUUGGAUAUUUGUCGGCGCGCAACUGAAUUAGCAGAAAUAAAUGGAUCGGAUAUUGUGUCAAUUCAAGACGUUAAUGAAGCCCUAACGGAAAUGAUUGCCAGUCCAAAAGUUCAAGCUAUAAGGCAUUGCUCAGAAAUGGAGCAAAUGUUCUUACAGUCUGUUUGUGCAGAAGUUGGACGUACGGGUGUCGAAGAAGUCAUUUUUAAGAACAUUUAUAAUCAGCUGAUAUCACUCUGUUCUCUAGAAGGUCUAACGGUGCCUACAGUGACUGAAGCUAUUACAAUUUGCACGAGACUCGGUGCUUCUAGGUUGUUAAUAUGUGAACAUUCGAGAGCGGAUAUACAUCAAAGAGUCCUGUUAAAUAUCUCGUCGGAUGAUGUCCAUUUUGCGAUGCGUAUAACUGACGUUUAGUUUUUUAAAAAAUGAUCACGCAUUAUCGUUGCCCAAUAGUAUUUUAUGUUGAUUCGUUUAUAUUCAAGGUAAUUUGUGUGUGCCAUGUUUUAGUAAAAUACGAAAUUGUGAAUAUGAUUGAUUUUUUCUUUUACUCUUGUGACUAGCCAAACUUGUGCAUUCGUAGUAUAAAUAUUGUCAAUAUAGUAAAACCAUUAAUAUUUGAUGUAUAAAAGUAAUUGUAUUUUCGUAUGAUAAUAUACAUAUUUUUAUUUUCGUA